ACCAUAAUUACAAUCUAGAACUUAGCGUACCAAAUCACUGCCCCAAAAAGAGCCAGAGAUCUUCUAACAACACAACCCAGGGUACAACGAGGCACUGUGUUUGCAACCUCGAAAAAAGUUGGGAAUCAAUUUCUCUCAUUUUUCUCUUCUUCUUCUUCUUCUUCUUCUUCCUCCUCUUGUUGCAGAGCCAGAAAGUAGGGAGAGAAAGCCACAAUUUGUAGAGAGAGAAAGAGAGCGAGAAGAAUGUCUUUAACGGGUGUGAAAAUGUCCGAGGACGUUUGGUUGACAUGUCUCACUCAUGCAUUGUCCACCGAGACCGAGGAGAUCAUGGGCCUCCUUCUUGGUGAUAUUGAGAACUCUGUAAAUGGAGGUGUGACUGCACUAAUUUGGGGAGCAUCACCUCAAACACGAUCUGAUCGGAGGAAGGACCGUGUGGAGACUAAUCCUGAGCAGUUGGCUGCUGCAUCAGCCCAGGCCGAAAGAAUGACAACGUCAACAGGAAGAACAACUAGGGUGAUUGGGUGGUACCAUUCGCAUCCUCAUAUUACGGUUCUUCCUUCCCAUGUUGAUGUGCGGACACAGGCAAUGUAUCAACUUCUAGAUUCUGGGUUCAUUGGGCUUAUAUUUUCCUGUUUUAGUGAAGAUAUAAACAAGGUCGGACGAAUCCAAGUAAUUGCUUUUCAGUCCUCAGAUGGGAAGCAGCAUCACAUGUCAAGACCUAUAUCUUUAUCUCCUGUAAAUAAAAGUCCAGUUAUAGAAGUUGAAUCAUCUUUAAGUACCUCUGAAAAUGAACCUGCAAGAUCCUUUAGAGCAGAGUGUCCUGAACAAGACACAGCUGAUUCAAGAACUUCUGGAACUAUAAAGGGUGGGGGACGAUCUUCAGACCUGGGGCUUUUGUUUGCUAAUGCUGAUGCAAAUCAUCUAGAAAAAGAAAGAAUUGGAGGAAACCACCACACUAACACUUCAGACAUCAUCAUUGCCGAUAUAGAUCACAUGGAUAUGUCAGAGAGCAUGCAAGAAGCAAUGCACCGUUCGAAUUUGGAUAUGAGUGGUGCCGAGUAUGUCAGGAAAGAAGUUCCUCUCCAUGUUUUACCGACCUCGUCUCUUAUUAAACUCGAUUCACCAUUAUUGUCAUUUACGGAAUUGCAACGAGUACUGUAUGAAGAGGAGCGAGCAGCAUAUAACCAAGCUAUCUCACAAAAUAUGAGGGAUGGGAAAGUGCAUCCACUUACUUACAUACAUCACACAUCAAUGUACCAGGCUUCCAUGUGCAAAUUAAUUGAAUAUUGUUUAAGUCCUGCCAUAAAUGCACUGCAGUGUCGGUUAAGAGAGAAUGAAAUUCGGUUAGCAAUGCUCACUGAAGAAGUGAAGAAUUUGGAGACCGAGACACAUAGAGCAAGCGAGCAAAGUUCAGGAUCUCCUCGUCAAGUUCCAUCGCCUCGUCAAAUUUCGUCGCCUCGUCAAGUUUCGUCGCCUGUACCCCGAGGAAGUACUCCUUUAGGUCACAGGGACUUGUUUAGUCCAACUGAAUCAAUCAGUGCGAGAGGUCUAGCUGGUUCUGGUAGUCGAAGCCGAAAAGGAUCAUAAUGCAAUCUCAAAGCAAUCCUCUGGUGUGCACGUUGUAGAUUAGCUUGAGCGUGUUGGUUUACAUAAACUAGUUUUGCUAAAAUGGAUUGCGCCAUGUAUGAAAUGUGUUUUGAAAUUUGCAUCUGGUGUAGGCGCAACCUGUAUGGUGUAUGCAGGUAUAAUGAGAAGUUAAAUGGAAUUCAAUUGUGGUUUUAUAUAUGGCAUUUGGGAUUUGAACAAA
Prunus mume (Japanese apricot) is the source of this 1807-nucleotide messenger RNA. Lineage: Eukaryota; Viridiplantae; Streptophyta; Magnoliopsida; Rosales; Rosaceae. The record is from RefSeq and is a predicted model, not a curated record.